Musa acuminata subsp. malaccensis (wild Malaysian banana) is the source of this 2143-nucleotide messenger RNA. RefSeq names its product indole-3-acetic acid-amido synthetase GH3.8. Gene Ontology annotation, molecular function: acid-amino acid ligase activity. Gene Ontology annotation, cellular component: cytoplasm. NCBI's taxonomy places the organism in Eukaryota, Viridiplantae, Streptophyta, Magnoliopsida, Zingiberales, Musaceae. The record is from RefSeq and is a predicted model, not a curated record.
UCUCGAGCUUCCUUCCCCCCCACCCUCCUCUGCUUCUUGCAACCAAGUAGCGCCUGUGCAGACGAGCGAAAUGGCCGUGGAGACCGUUCUGCCCGCUACGAGCGCAGACGCGGCAAAGCUCGGGCCGGCAGCCAACGAUAAUGACUCUGAGAAGCUGAGGUUCAUCGAGGAGAUGACCGCGAACGCCGACGCGGUGCAGGAGACGGUGCUGGCGGAGAUCCUGAUGCGCAACGCCGAGACCGAGUACCUCCAGAGGUACCUUCUCGGCGGCGCCGCCGACCGUGUCACCUUCAAGGCCAAGGUUCCCGUAGUCACCUACGAGGACUUGCAGCCGGAGAUCCAGAGGAUCGCUAAUGGCGAUCGCUCCGCUAUCCUCUCCGCUCAUCCCAUCUCUGAGUUCCUCACCAGCUCCGGGACGUCCGCUGGCGAGAGGAAGCUGAUGCCCACCAUCAAAGAAGAGCUGGAUCGCCGGCAGCUCCUUUACAGCCUUCUCAUGCCUGUGAUGAACCUCUACGUGCCGGGGCUCAACAAGGGGAAGGGACUCUAUUUCCUCUUCGUGAAAUCGGAGACCAAGACCCCCGGCGGGCUGACGGCGCGGCCGGUGUUGACGAGCUACUACAAGAGCGAGCACUUCAAGAGCCGACCGUACGACCCAUACAACGUGUACACCAGUCCGACGGCCGCCAUCCUCUGUGCCGACGCGUUCCAGAGCAUGUACGUGCAGAUGCUCUGCGGCCUCCUCCAGCGUCUCGACGUCCUCCGAGUGGGCGCCGUCUUCGCCUCCGGCCUCCUCCGCGCUAUCCGCUUCCUACAGCUCAACUGGCAGGAGCUCUCGCAGGACAUCGCCACCGGGACUCUCACUGUCAAGGUUACCGACCCGUCCGUCCGCGACUCAGUCGCGGAGCUCCUCAAGCCGGACCCUGAGCUCGCCCGGUUCAUCGUCGCCGAGUGCUCCAAGGGGGAGUGGUCCGGGAUCGUCACCCGGAUCUGGCCCAACACCAAGUACCUUGACGUGAUCGUGACGGGCGCCAUGGCGCAGUACAUCCCCACCCUGGAGUACUACAGCGGGGGCCUCCCCAUGGCGUGCACCAUGUACGCGUCGUCCGAAUGCUACUUCGGCCUCAACCUCAAGCCCAUCUGCGACCCCUCCGAGGUCUCCUACACCAUCAUGCCCAACAUGGCCUACUUCGAGUUCCUGCCGCACGGAGGCGACGGCCUCUCGGUGGGGGACAAGGCACAGCUGGUGGACCUGGCGGACGUGGAGGUGGGGAAGGAGUACGAGCUGGUGAUCACCACCUACGCCGGGCUGAACCGGUACCGCGUGGGGGACAUCCUGCGUGUGACAGGCUUCUACAACGCGGCGCCGCAGUUCCGGUUCGUCCGCCGGAAGAACGUGCUGCUGAGCAUCGAGUCCGACAAGACCGACGAGGCGGAGCUACAGCGGGCGGUGGAGAGCGCGUCGGCGCUGCUGCGGCCGUACCGAGCGAACGUGGUCGAGUACACGAGCCACGCGUACACGAAGGCAAUCCCGGGGCACUACGUCAUAUACUGGGAGCUGCUGGUCAAGGACUCGUCGUCUCCGGCCGCGGCGGAGGCGGCCAUGGAGGCGCUGGUGCGGGAUGGGGUGUUGAAGCGGUGCUGCCUGGCGAUGGAGGAGGCGCUGAACUCGGUGUACCGGCAGAGCCGGGUGGCGGACGGCUCGAUCGGGCCGCUGGAAAUACGGGUUGUGCGGGGCGGCACAUUCGAGGAGUUGAUGGACUACGCCAUAUCCCGGGGGGCGUCCAUCAACCAGUACAAGGUACCUCGCUGCGUCAGCUUCCCGCCCAUCCUCGAGCUGCUCGACUCGCGCGUCGUCUCCGCCCACUUCAGCCCCGCCCCGCCCAAGUGGUCCCCGCACCGCUCCGACUGAAACUGGUGGGGCCAAACCGACCGACCAACCUUCCAAGUCAAAUCUCUGGUCAACGAACGUGCGUGUCGGGAAAGGAAGGAGAAGUCCGUUUCCUAAGGAAGAAAAAAGAAAUAGAAAAGAACAUAAAGAAAUCGAAGUUUGACCGUCUCGUAGUUUUGCUCUGCUAAUUUUAUAUAGAGUCAUGUUUUACGUGUUUAGAAUACUUAAUGCGAUGGUGUUUAAGUCUUUCUCGAA